AUGAAGAAUGAAACAAAUAUAGUAUCGAGUAAUACUAGCAAUGGUGCUAGUACUCUUCCAAACAUUCCAAUGAAUAUUACAGUAAACGAACUCUUUUGUGUAGAUAAAAGAAAUGGAUACCUUAAAAAGUUAGGAGGAAAAGGUAUAUCAAAGAAUUGGAGAAGAAGAUUUUUCGUUUUAACAAACACUGGAAUAUUAUAUUAUUUUAAACAAAGAACAAGUACAGAGGCAGUUGGAGCAGUAGAUUUAUCACAAUACACAAAAUGCUAUAAAGAUAAAACCAAAAAGAAUUAUUUUUUUAUCACCAAUGAAAACGAUCCUUCACAGCGUGUCUUUCAUUUGAUAGCUGACUCUGCACAGGAGAUGGAGGAGUGGAUCACAGAGAUAACAUCGUUUUUCGAAGGUGAUGUCUCUGAUCUCAAGCAACAUUUGAUGGGUGUCAAACAACAGAAAUCCGAUUCCAAACUGAAUGUAGCACAAUCGUCGAAUCGUGAUGACGAUCUAGACAAGUUCCAAUUGGUUUUCAAAGGUGAGCGUGUAUCUCUACUUUUAAGUGAUCAGAAUAGCGGUAACAAUAACAACAACAGUAGCAGCAGUGGCAGUGGUAGUGCAGCAUCAACAUCAUCGUCACCAAUCGAACAAUCACCCAAAGUAACCAAAAACCCACCACCCAUUCCCGUUAGACGUCCCACCUUUCCAGAGAUUCAAAACAAUCAGUUUCUAGAAGAAUUGAGAAACAGUAGCAAAGACGAUGACGAUGAUGACGAAGAUGACAACAACAACACAGAACCAAAUCAAUAA
Messenger RNA from Heterostelium album PN500, 801 nucleotides. RefSeq lists its product as uncharacterized. NCBI's taxonomy places the organism in Eukaryota, Evosea, Eumycetozoa, Acytosteliales, Acytosteliaceae. The transcript is spliced from 3 exons. The coding region runs from base 1 to 801 and encodes 266 amino acids. The record is from RefSeq and is a predicted model, not a curated record.